Lindgomyces ingoldianus is the source of this 1008-nucleotide messenger RNA. RefSeq lists its product as uncharacterized. The record is from RefSeq and is a predicted model, not a curated record. NCBI's taxonomy places the organism in Eukaryota, Fungi, Ascomycota, Dothideomycetes, Pleosporales, Lindgomycetaceae. The transcript has 13 exons. The coding region runs from base 1 to 1008 and encodes 335 amino acids.
AUGUUUAGAAGAAGGUGCUCAUUAGGAAGGCUUAGUGACCAGGACUUCAAAGCCAAAACAAAAUUACUGCCGGCUCAACCUCAGCUAAAUCUGCUCUCACACUACCCAGAUCUAGUAUUUUCUUCCCUUCACCAUCAAGACACCUGGCCAACCGCAAAAGGGCAUCUAAAGAGACUCCUAUUAUCACCUAUAUGCAGGCAAUUCUCACACACAGUUGGAUAUGUUGAUGAACGCCAACGCAACAUCAGCUGUAGUGUGCUAUACUCUAAAAUUAUCCACCCCACCCCACCCCACCCCCCUCCCUCUGGCUUUAACAAUGUUUCUCGUACCCAGCCUCAAUCCCCCCAGCAUGGCCCUAAAUGUGGUUUAGGGGCGAACAAAUAUCUGCGAGACAAAGUUCGCCAUACCAAAAGAUACGUGCAUAGCUGUCAGAACCUAGAGUUAGGAGAAUUAGAGCUUCAACGUAGCGCUGCCAUGUUAGCCUCCCAUGCGAAGGCCUGGGUUGUUAGCAAAGAUGAUAUUGUUAUCUAUCCCAUUAGAAAAUUCUACUCCUCGCCCUUCUGCAGAUAUUUCCCACAGAACGUCCUCUAUCGCGUGAAAUUGCACUGUGUUCCAGUCAGGCCCCGUGAAAUCACCAGCCUCACCAUAGUCCAGAGCGCUGCCAUGCUGUCUCUUGCCAACAACUCUAGGAGCAGCUUCUUAGUGAACAGCGUUCAACAGGCAAAGCAGAUUCUCCACACUGUUUCUAUUAAGCAGCCUUGCAACCUUGCUGCAGAGUUUAAUGCUAAAUCACUGAUGAGGAAGCGCAUGCAUGACAAGCAAGCUGGUUGUGAGCACUUUGCGGCAAUAAGUUCCCACCCAGGCUGUACAACCGUCCCAUUUGAGAAGCGUGAGAAUGGACCAGCUGGCAGGCUUUAUAGCCAGCUUUGCACUGAUACUAUUGUUGGUGUUAUAGCGAAGCGUGUAGGGGUGCGAGGAGGUCUUGUUUUGAGGGGGAAAUUGGCGUGA